AUCAUGAGUCCUUUCAUAUUUUCUGUCUGCGCGGCAUCCUGUUGAAGAGAAGGGGGCUCAAUAAACAGAGGUUAACUUUAUCGAACACAACUACCCUAGUCAGCAAGACUCGAGUAUAUACAAUAAGCUCCCGUCAGUACUCUUACUGAACUCUCGAACGAUUGUUGUGUUACAUAGGUGAUGUCAUCACUGUCAAACUGUAAGUGGGAAACAUUGAAGCCGCGAACACUCGUGAAUAUAUCUUUCGUAACUGAGAAUUUUUUUAUGCGCCAGAACGUGAUUCAAUAUCUUUAAUAAAUGAUAAAUUAUCAUCUCAGUCGUUCAACAUUGGAUUUUCAGUGAUCAACAUUUCUAUGGACACUUUUGAGUCAUAAGGCUUAACAACGGUCAACCCACUCUUCUUCUUUACUACUUGUGGACGACGUAUGUGCUAAUUGACCGGGUCUAAUAAGUGACUCGGCUCUUGGCCAUGCCAGACUUGUAAAUUUUCUCCUUCCGUGUCCAACAAUAGGACCGAGAAAUGGCUCUUCUGAAGAUGAGUUCCAAAAAAUGGCUCUCGUCUGGAUACCCAUCUCUUUUACCGGACGAUAGACCAAUUACUGCCAUCAGUGUUGUUGAAGACAUCGAUAAAUGCCCACCAAACUUCACUGUGAUAUCAAAAACGUAUGACCAAGACAUAGAUGCUGAUCUUUGGAGAGAGAGUGGCUUAUUCAUCAAGAAAAAAGGGAGAUACAUCUGUCAUUCAAAAACGGAAGGAGUCCCAAAUUAUGUUGUUCAAGAAAUAACGGUCAUAAAUGAAAGGGAGUCCCCUCCAGACGGAUACAGUAUGAUUCCUCAAACAAUAGACACUGAUCAAAAAGCCUGGAGAAAGAAACAGGUGUGUUAUAAACUAAGGAAUCGAGAUGCUUGUAUGGUAGCUGUGACGGAUAUUAUCGUCUGUAGUAGAAUCAAAAAAGCACCAACUGGCUUCACAUAUGCUGGAGAGGUCAAUGGAGUCAUUAUUUGUUACAAACUCAGCGCAAUUACCAAUAGAGAGCCUGGUUCACAAUCACAAUCCUACGAAAAUAUUAAUGUAUUACAAACUCCUUCGCCGAAUCCAUCAAAUGGAAUUUCAAACUCUCAUCGAGCGCCACCAGAACGACCACCGAAGCCAAAGUUUUCACCUAAACCACAAAAUGGAAUUUAUCCUCAGGUGUCAGGUGGUGGUUUAUUAACAAAAAAGGAGGUCGAUGAGUCCUUAGAUCGUGACUAUGAAGUAUUAAGUCCAAGUGCAAGAAUCAAACCAACAAGACCAGCACCUGAACCCCCUAUCACGUCUUCCUUUAGCAAUUCAAUGCCUCUCUAUGGCACACUGCCAGGCUCCUCUGACUUGGAUGGAGUUCCUUUCGUAUUGAAUCCUCUUCUCAGUCUCCAUUCAGAUCCAGAUUUUAAAUUUCCUGUGAUUAAGGCGCGAACUAGACGUGAGAUAGAUAAAGAGUAUUAUUAUGACUUCCGUGCUGAAAAAGAAACUUAAAAGAAAAUCAACAAACAUCGUGCCAAACGAAUUGUACCAAGUACCAUAUUAUUGUUAAUUGAAGCAGCUAUAUCCGAACGUUUUGUAUCGAUAAUAUAGCAUAGCCAUAUUGUAAUAGAGUGCCUGAAUGAGUGAACUGUACUAAUCACGUGAAAUUAGACUGUGUGAUUGACACAGGAUGACAGAGUUUACAGAUUUUGUAAUUUAAAAUGUUCUCAAUUUGAACUGUUUUACAAUUAAAGCUUUGUUUCUUCAUA
Messenger RNA from Chelonus insularis, 1770 nucleotides. It is a transcript of the gene Mvb12, whose product is annotated as multivesicular body subunit 12-like Mvb12. The record is from RefSeq and is a predicted model, not a curated record. The transcript has 7 exons. NCBI's taxonomy places the organism in Eukaryota, Metazoa, Arthropoda, Insecta, Hymenoptera, Braconidae. Bases 521 to 1513 code for a protein of 330 amino acids. Gene Ontology annotation, biological process: regulation of epidermal growth factor receptor signaling pathway; virus maturation; endosome to lysosome transport via multivesicular body sorting pathway. Gene Ontology annotation, cellular component: ESCRT I complex; cytosol.